Molecule: messenger RNA, 1838 nt
Organism: Scomber japonicus (chub mackerel)
Lineage: Eukaryota; Metazoa; Chordata; Actinopteri; Scombriformes; Scombridae
Gene: nptnb
Product: neuroplastin b
Exons: 9
Coding region: 242-1423 (393 amino acids)
Source: RefSeq, a predicted model, not a curated record
UGAGCCGCUGGCCUCGUCCCGGACCUUUCGCUCAUCGCAGUCCUCUGAAGGUCUUUGAAUCAGGGCGACUUUUUAUUUUAUUUAUUUUUUACAAAUAUUUUUGAAAUCAUCCUCGGCUGACAAUUUUUUAAAGAACCUGGUGCUAUGCAGGGCCCAUCUCUCUAGAGCUUGUGAUCAAUACACGAUCUCUCCUCCCACAUUCGUCCGACCGAGACCCGGGUACUCUCAUCGAGCCCCGACGAUGCAUCCUAACGCAGUGCUGGCGGUGGUCCUUGCGGGGAACUUGAUGCUGCCUUUCAUCACGGCUCAAAACGCUGGGUUUGUGAAGUCGCCAAUGUCUGAGACUAAGCUUACGGGGGACACCUUUGAGCUGUACUGCGACGUGGUGGGUAACCCCACUCCAGAGAUCCAGUGGUGGUAUGCCGAGAUCAACCGAGCCGACUCCUUCAAGCAGCUGUGGGACGGAGCCCGCAAGCGCCGGGUAUCUAUCAACACGGCAUACGGUGCCAAUGGGGUUAGUGUGCUUGGCAUCACUCGCCUCACACUGGAGGACUCUGGGACCUAUGAGUGCCGGGCCAGCAACGACCCCAAGCGCAAUGACCUCCGACAAAACCCUGCCAUCACCUGGAUCCGCGCUCAGGCCACCAUUUCGGUGCUACAGAAACCAAAGAUCAGUGCCUCUGGUCCAAUCAUCCUGUCAGCGGACAGCUCUGGCACACCCGUUACCCUGCUAUGUAACCUCACCACUGCCCACACUCCCCACAAAGAAAGCUUCUGGAUGAAGAAUGGACAGGAGAUCCCUAAUACAAGGACAGAGCACAGGAACACAGCUUACAGAAUCAAUAAACCACGGGCAGAUGAUUCUGGAGAAUACAAGUGUGUUUACACAUUUGACUACGCACCAAAUGCUAAUUCUACAAUUGAAGUUAAAGCAAAACCUCAUAUCACUGGCCACAAGCGAAGCGAAAAUAAAAACGAGGGGGAAAAUGCAAUGCUUUACUGCAAGUCUGUUGGUUACCCACAUCCCACCUGGACAUGGCAUAUAGUGGAUGGAACAUCCUACAAGGAUAUUGACAACUCCACUGGACGCGUCUUUAUCACUAAUAGAGACAACUACACCGAGCUCAACAUAAUAAACCUGGAGAGAGAGAACGAUCCGGGGAAAUACGAAUGCAAUGCCACUAAUGUGAUUGGGACCACUGCUGAGAUCACUAUCCUACGGGUGCGAAGCAAUCUUGCACCGCUUUGGCCAUUCCUGGGUGUGCUAGCUGAAAUUAUAAUCCUAGUAGUCAUCAUCGUUGUGUACGAGAAACGCAAGAGGCCAGAUGACAUUAUUGAUGAUGAUGAACCAGUUGGACCGAUGAAAACAAAUUCAACAAACAACCACAAGGACAAAAACAUUCGCCAGAGGAAUACAAAAUAAGCUAUUUACUCAAAUGAGAUGUCUAAACUGCAGUUUUGGCUACAUGAAGGCAUCAGAGGUGGAUAAAGCUCCAGGCAGUUUUAAAAAAAAGCACAUCUUGUCUCAUUUUACGAGAAACAAUAUCAGCAUAACACUGGCAACAAAAAGAACAUAAUGGCUGUCUUAAGCAUGCCUUAUUCAGUCUUACGUGGAGAUUUCAGGAUGACGAAUAAUGACGAAAACCACCACAAAAGGUGUACACAUUUUUAAUGUGCUGUUGAUGUCUCCUUUAUUAAUUUUAUCAUGGUCCUCAGAUGAGGUGAUCCCUUUUGUAUUACAUAUCAUGUACAAUGCAUGCAAGAUAAUUACGCAAUAGGAUACUCAGAAUAGACAUCUUCUGUUGUUAUCCCUGGUGUGGCUUUUUUUGCAUCCAAAA